Molecule: messenger RNA, 1284 nt
Organism: Exserohilum turcica Et28A
Lineage: Eukaryota; Fungi; Ascomycota; Dothideomycetes; Pleosporales; Pleosporaceae
Exons: 2
Coding region: 1-1284 (427 amino acids)
Biological process (GO): double-strand break repair via homologous recombination; protein sumoylation
Cellular component (GO): Smc5-Smc6 complex; nucleus
Molecular function (GO): SUMO ligase activity; zinc ion binding
Source: RefSeq, a predicted model, not a curated record
AUGUCGUCUCGAACCAGACAUUCGACAGCUCGGCCGACUCCCAGUCGUCAGUCGGUCGCAUCCACCCCAAGCCGCAAUGCCAGCGCAGACACGCUCCCGCCAUACAAGAAGCCGUCGCACCCCCUCGAUGCUGAGGCGACCCGAGCCUUGCGUGAACUGCAAGGACGCAGUCUCAAUGAGGUCAAAACACAAAGCAAGCAAGCUGCCGCCGCGAUUGCUGCCUCUGCUGAGAAUAUCAAUGACAUGCUGCGUGAUCAUGCCGAAUACAUGGCACGACGGAAGAAGAAGUGGGACGCGGGCAAGAACCUGGAGGACAAGGACAAGGAGGAGCGCGAGAUGGAGGAAUUGCGGCUGAGGGUUGACGAGGCCACUGCAAAGUUGGAAGAAAGCAUGCGUGCUGUUAUCGACUCAGGUGUUGCGGCGCAGAGGAUCGACGACAUGCUUGAAUGGCUGAGAAUCAACGCACCCACGACGCUCGAAGACGAAUACCGCACCCAGAUGACGCAGCGGCAGUCCCAAACGCAGGCAGACAGCCAGCGGCGGCGGCGCACCCAACAUGAGGAUAGCGACGGAGACAUUGACAUGGACGAGGGUCCUACGCCCGGCCCAACGCCUCUGGAUGGGUCGCGCAUAGCCCUUACCGGCACGAGUGAGUUGUUUGCCUCGCGCAUCCAACGGGAUAAAGAUGCCUACACGUCGCUCUCUCUUACUGCGCGCUACGCCCGCAACAAUGACUACCGCGACUUCAAGCGAUUAGUGCACGAUGCCAAAUACGGUGACCAUGGCCCUGUCUUGGGCCAUGAAGACACUUGGUUCACCGAGGCUGGAUCGCCGGCGCCAGGCAUAACCAACAGAACAGAGGGCGGCGAGUUUGACGACGACGAUGAUAUUGUCGUGGACCGAGCGACCAUCAGCACGCGAUGUCCGAUUACAUACCAGCAGUUCAAAGAGCCCUACUCGAGCAACAAGUGCCCCCAUACGUUUGAGAAGAACGCGAUUCUUGAGAUGAUUCGGCACGGCCCCCACCGAGUCGGUCAACACCGAGCUGUAGAUUGUCCGGUUAGCGGGUGUAUGCAGAUGCUCACCGAAAAGGAUGUGUACACUAACAAGGUGCUCAUUCGCAAGAUCAGGCGCAUGCAAGAAGCCGAACUUGCGGAAGCCGAAGAAAGUUCGGACGACGAGAAGCAAGCACCUCGUUCGGAUACUCAGCCGCAGCCAGCCUCAGCACAUAAGGUUGAGGACUUGGAGGAUACAGGCGUUAGCGAUGGAGAAAUGUCAGCCUGA